GGUUAACUCACCAUCAGCGGAACCGGAUGUUACUCCUUGAGCAGUAGUAUCCUAACGUGAGCUAGUAGAAACAGCUCGGUUUGUUGUGUUUUCUGUUGCUAUAAUCCAAACAGAUCCAUCAGACCCUCUGUAUGUCUGGAAACCCGGAUGACUUUUCGCUGUUCACCUUUUUUCCCUGAAUGUUUUACCUCGGAAUCAUCUACCUAUAGCUACAAAGCUAUUAAAGUUAGCUUAGCAUGCUAAGUGACUGUUUGGUGGCGAGGUGUUUUGACCGAGUUUGUGUGAUUGUGUGAAGAUGUCUAAGGUCCACAUUCUGAGAGCGUUGGUGAAGCAGCGACUAACCGCGGCUGCUGAAGAGAUAUUUGGGCUGUUUGAAAGAACGAUAGCAGAGUACGAGGAGGAACGGUGUCGGUCAAAAGAGGAGAACGAGCGACAACGGGAACUUCUGGACGCUGAUGUCCAGCAGCUGUCGGUGAGGGAAGAAGAGGUUCCCCCUGAGCAGCAGGAGUGGAGCCCCAGUCUGGACCAGCAGCACCCAGAGCCCCCACACAUUAAAGAGGAACAGGAGGAACUCUGGAUCAGUCAGGAGAGAGAGCAGCUUCAAGGGCUGGAGGAGGCUGAUAUCACCAAGUUCCCAUUCACUCCUGUCCCUGUGAAGAGUGAAGAUGAUGAAGAGAAACCUCAGCUCUCACAGCUUCAUCAAAGACAAACUGAACAGAUGGAAACAGAAGCUGAUGAAGAGGACUGUGGAGGACCAGAACCAGCCAAGAACUCAGAUCCAGAUAGACAUCCAGAACCAAAAACUGAUGACAAGACUGGAGACUCUUCUGAACUUGAGACUGAUGACAGUAAUGAGUGGAAAGAGACCAGAGAAGCUCGGCCAGGUUUAAACUCUUUGGAAAAGAAAGCUGUUCCUGCCUGUGAUUCGAGAUGCAGUAAGCCUGCUUGUCAGAAACCAUUUAGCUGCUCUGAGUGUGGGAGAAGAUUUGGUUGCAAGUCCCAUCUGAAGGGUCACAUGAUGAUCCACACAGGAGAGAGACCUUUCAGCUGCUCAGUUUGUGGUAAAAGAUUUAGUCGCAAGACACAUCUGAAGGGUCACAUGCACGCUCAUACAGGACAUAAACCUUUCAGCUGCUCAGUUUGUAAGAAAUCUUUUGCACGGAAUGAUUAUUUGCAGUCACACAUGAGAACCCACACAGGAGAGAGACCUUUCAGCUGCAGUGUUUGUGACCAAAGAUUUACUUGGAUUCAUCAGCUCAGAAACCAUCAGCGUGUCUGUUGUCAGUCCUCACAGCUUCAUCAGAGACAAACUGAACAGAUGGAAACAGAAGCUGAUGGAGAGGACUGUGGAGGACCAGAACCAGCCAGGAAAUCAGAUCCACAUAGACAUCCAGAACCAGAAACUGAUGACAAGACUGGAGACUCUACUGAACCUGAGACUGAUAGACAGCGAUGAUCAGACGGAGACCACCUCAGUCAGGUUUAAACACUCAACAAAUAAUGAAAUCCCAGUGCCAGACACUUAUUACUGACAAAAAAACAGUUGAGCUACAGUUGAGGAGUGGGGAAGGAGAUUUGUACUCAGAAAUCUGAAGAGAUACAAGACUAUAGGCCUACUGUCCACGCAGGGUCACAUGUCCAAGUGACUUCCAAAGCAGCGGCAAUAAAACUGCUGGUUCAGAUUAAACUUUCAGCGGUCGCCUUAGAUGGAAACAAACUGAGCGCGUUUACUAAAACUAAAGUAGGCCUAGUCACUGUAACGUUACUCAGCUUCAACUUUGAGGUAAUUCUACUGUACUGAACGUUACAUUAGUUGGGCUACUUUACACUUUCAGAUGUAUAAAACAAACUGAACUAGUGGCCGGUUAGCUCAGCAGGCGUACAUAGCUAUAUAUUGAGGCUAAUUCCUCUACGCAGAAGGUCCAGGGUUCGAGUCCGACCUGUGACGGUUUCCUGCAUGUCUCCCCCCCUCUCCCCUUUCAUGUCUGAGCUGUACUAUCAUUAAAGGCGGAAAUGCCCAUACAAAUAAUCUUAUAAAAUAAACACCCAGCCAUAUACAACUACUUAAAAUUAGCUCCACCUUUAGCAGCUUCAACAUUAAAGUGAUAAACACAUAAAUUAUAAUAAUCAGUGGUUUAAGAAGUACAUCUACUGUCUUACAUAUCUAUUUCAGGAUGUCCCCAAUAAAUGAAAUUGUAAGAAUGCAUGUCGAAGUGGUGUAAAGUGUAUAAGUAUAUUGUAUAGUGUAUAAAUCAAUCCAUCAGGGGGUAAACUGACCAUCUGACAUUUUAAGACCCAUUAACAACAAAAAAUGAUUAUUCAAUCUUCUAUUCAUCAAGGUUGUAGGGAAAUCUGAAUUAUUGCUCCCCUUGCAGUUCCUCCAGCCUUUAGAGGGUGAGGUAGUUUCUACAACUCAUCACUCAGUGGGAAACAUGCAUCAUAAACUGAGUAUUAAUCUUUGUUAGUAGUGUCACUUUAGCAAAGAAAGUUAAAGCUACAUCAUUAUAGUUGUAUCUUCUAAUGAAGAACUGAAUGUCCACAAAAUCCACGUGUUUGGAAGUUUAAUACAAACGGACAGCAUUACAUCUUUACAGGUUACUUUCACCUGUCUCCAGCUAACAACAACUUCUUCGGUCUUCUUUUACUAGUGUCAACAUCCGGUCAGCUGAACAUACUCUGAUUCAGAACUCAAUGUAAUAGCUCCUCCUUCUGGAACACCCAUUAUUAGCACCUAACUUCAGAAACAGUAUAAGGAAAUGAACUAUUAUUCUUCAUAGCUAAAUAACUGAUAUAGCUUACAGAUAAACAUUAUUUUAACUUAAUAUUACAGUUAAGAUAUUACAUUUAGGAUACCACAAUUAUGAUGAAACAGUAUGUGUGAUUUUGGUUCAUUUGAGUGACUAGGAAGGGGACAUUUGUACUCUUUAGACAGAGAGAACCAUUACAAUGUUUAGUCAAGUUCCCAAACGUUAUCCAUUAUCCCCGCUUUGCAAGAGUCCUUGUUUGUGGUGUGACUGAUACCUCUUAUCUUUUCAGAAGAAUUGAAAUAGAAAGGUUUAUGACUGAUUUAGGCCUCAUCAUAUGUAUACUAUUUUAAAGUGAUCAUAUUGUGAUUUUUGGCUUUUCCCCUUUCCUUUAUUGUGUUAUAUAUAUCUUUUUGUGCACAUAUAGGUUUAGAAAUUGAAAAACCCCAAAGUCCACCCCAAAGGGACUUACCAUCUCCAACAGAAAACACUGUUCACAAACUG
Perca fluviatilis (European perch) is the source of this 3248-nucleotide messenger RNA. Its product is annotated as zinc finger protein 436-like. Bases 296 to 1456 code for a protein of 386 amino acids. The transcript has 2 exons. The record is from RefSeq and is a predicted model, not a curated record. Gene Ontology annotation, molecular function: RNA polymerase II cis-regulatory region sequence-specific DNA binding; DNA-binding transcription factor activity, RNA polymerase II-specific. NCBI's taxonomy places the organism in Eukaryota, Metazoa, Chordata, Actinopteri, Perciformes, Percidae. Gene Ontology annotation, biological process: regulation of transcription by RNA polymerase II.